This is a messenger RNA of Echinops telfairi (small Madagascar hedgehog), 1873 nucleotides long. RefSeq names its product mucin 20, cell surface associated (gene MUC20). NCBI's taxonomy places the organism in Eukaryota, Metazoa, Chordata, Mammalia, Afrosoricida, Tenrecidae. Gene Ontology annotation, biological process: hepatocyte growth factor receptor signaling pathway. The record is from RefSeq and is a predicted model, not a curated record. The transcript has 5 exons. Bases 13 to 1575 code for a protein of 520 amino acids.
CUCCCAGCCAGGAUGGGCGCUCUCUGCGGCCUCGCACUUCCUCUUUUCCUCUUCUGCUGGGAGGCUGGGGUCCCCGGGUGCUCUGCAGCGUUCAGCCAGAAGCAUCUGGAGUGCUGGGCUGUGGUGUCUGAGAAGACUGGUGGAGCCCACAUACCCCUAGCAGACGCGAGGACGAGCUCAGAGGAAGCCUUCCGGAGCACAGAUGUCACAGAGCCUUCAGAUCACCGUCCACGGGAAACGCCACCCCCAAGCCCUGGGAUCUCUGCUGGGAUCUUUGCCUCAGCUGCCUCCACUUCUGCAGCAGAGACCAGGGACACCAAGACUACUUCUCCCACCACAGUGACCCUGGCCAAACCCAUACCUUCUGAGUUCAUGGUUGUCACCAGCCCCAUGGAGACGUCAGCCAAAAGUGGCAGCAGCAGCGCAGUCAUGGAAAUGACCGCAGCUGAGGCUGUUAGGCACAGUGGCCACAAAGGAGCCAUCUUCGAUGUCCUUUGUACCGAUGACAGUUCUGAAGAGGUAAACAUGAUCUCCGUGGAUGUCUCGACCUUGGCUGGCGCCUCUGCGGAAGCCGAGGCCCUGACCUUGGAAAGCAGUCCCUCCUCCGAUCUCGCACUUGGAACCAUCACCAUCCCACUAGCCAGGGAACCUGAGAUCACAGCUCCAGCUCAGGCCUGGGUUGCCUACACCAUCGCUGACAUUGAGGUUGCCAACUGCAGCGUUAUAGAAAUAGAGGCAACGGCCAUCAUUUCUGAGCUCUCCCCUACAGAUGGCAGCCCCACAAAAGGAGUAGAAGGCCCGUCGACCCUGGAGAUACCAGCUCUGCCGGACUCCACUGAAGCACAAUCACACGUCGCUGAGACCACAACCUCUGUGAAGACCUUGCCAACAGCUGGCACCACAGAAGCAGGCAUAUCUGGCAGUCCAGUUCCGACCUCACCAACCAAUAGCAGUACAGAAAGAGAAAUGGCAGCCAAAGCCACUUCCUCCCAUGGGACUUUGCUGACAGUGAGCACACACUCCUUGGAAGACACAGCAACUUUCUCUGUUGAGACAACAAGCCACACUGCAGCCUCAGAACCAACGACCGUCUCUGCGGGAGUUGCAUCAGCUAUGGGCAAAGCUACUCCUUCGGCUACAGCCUCAGCUACAGUCCAUAGCCCUGUAGAAGUAGCCACCAUCAAGAACCCAACAGCUCCAGAAACUUUCGGCACAGGGAGCAGAACCCAAAGACCCCUCCCCACCAACAGGGGCCCUCUUCCUUCUUCCCAUCCAUCUUCUGCCAACAGCAGCCGAGGAGCAGACAUAGCUUUAGCUAAGACCUCAACCCGGGCGGAGACCCUGAAGCCAUCCCGGACAACCAGAAGGAAGCCCCCCACUGCCUGGGCAAGGCUGACCACAAAGGCUCCUGCAGGCGGAGACGGGGGCUUCCUCCUCCUGCGGCUGAGUGUGGCCUCCCCAGAAGAUCUCACUGCCCCUAGGGGGCUAGCAAGACUGAUGGAGCAGCUCCGCCGUGAACUGCAGACCCACAUGCUUCCCACUCAAAUCUCCCUGCUGCGUGUCAGGAGGAGCUAAGGAACACCAGCUCCCGGGAAGACUGCUGUCUGAGGCCCGCAGACUGGUCCAUCUCCACUCAACUAAGAUAUACCUAGAGGCUGGCCCAGUAGGACCCUGGCAUACAAAUCUCCCUGUGUGUGUGUAUGUGUGUGUGUGUGUGUGUGGUGUGUGUGUGUAGGGGGGGCUCCCUUGACCACAGAGGUGUCCUUGAACUUGAUUUGGCAAAAGUGUUGUGAUUCAGUAACAAAAGAACCCAAUCCCCCAUCUGUCACCUGUAGUAUGCUUCCAUGCCGCAUUAAAAUGACACUCAAUUUGA